AGUAGGUUAAGAGGCAGUACUGCAUCCGUGACUGCAGUCAAGACAACUGAACAGCAGUUAAGCACAUACAACAUAGAGCAGAUGACAGUACAUGGCACACAUACUUGCCAUUUGGCAUCAUGAUUGCUGUGCUGUUGGUAGGCAGAGGACCAAAUGACUGCAGCAAACCAAACAGCUCGAGUGAGAAGAUAUUUUAAUAGUAAAGGCCAUAGGGACUUUACCUUGGAAUAGAUGCAAGAACAUAGAAGAGCAUGCUGGAUAACCACCGACAUCUGAUUGCUAAAUUUAAGUUCUAAACAUCAUUAUGCCACCAGUUAAAACAAAAAACAAAUCAAAGAAAAAGUCAACUUUGCCAGCAAAAGUUAGUAAGCACAAGAAACUUAAGAAGAAUAAGGUGAACACACCCAAAAGCCAGAAGUUGAAAAGAGACAAUAAUGUAAAGAAAAAAAAGAAAUUGGAGUCAGAAGUAACAAAGCAAAAGAAAAAAAAGAUAAUAGUAAAAUUUCCAUCCAAAUCUGUGAAGGCAGCAAAGCCCAAACAAAAGAAAGUUGUGAAAAAGAAGAACCAAAAGAGUCCUAAGUCUCUGACUAAAAAGCAAAAGAUGAAGUCUCCAGACAAGGGCAAGAUAACCGUUAGUAAAAGGAAAAGACAGAACUCUGAAUCAGAAGUUCAGGUUAAAAUGAAAAAGGCCAAAAUAAUCAGUUCUCCAUUUAAUUCUUCACAAAUAACAAAGCCUAAAGAGCCAGUAAAGAUGAAGAUGACUCAAACAGAAACCAAAGAUGUAUCUAUCAAAACAGAUGGAAUGGAGACUACAAAGCAAAGAUAUGUGACAUGUUUCUCUUGUAAUGUGCUGGUUCUUGAAAAAGAUUUUCAUUCACAUUUGUUCUUUGGAAGUAUAAAAUGUAGAUUUUGUCUAAAUCCAGUACAAAAAUGCACUGACUUUGCCAACCAAAUGCUGAAGCCCAACAGCUACUGCCCAAAAAGUCCAAUGAAGAUGCAUGGUAUAUUGCAGUGGGAUUCUUGUCUUCAUUAUGUGUGGCAUAGCGUGAAGAAAGAAAUAACCAUCAGAAAUUUCUGUAAUAGUAUAAAGACAAAGCCAAAUGAAUUUGAGAUUUGUUGUGAAAUCUCAAAUACCAAAUAGCUUGGAAUCUUAGAACAAGUAGAACCUUGGAAGUCAGCCUUUCUAGAGCUAAAGGCAUAUUGUGAACAGGUUUUCAGCCAGUUAAAGCCCCAAAAGUGUUGCUUUCUGAAACUUUUCAAAGGAAAUAAGAUAAAAAGUGAUGACAAAAAAUCGAUAUUUAGAACUAAAGACCCUGUUAAAAAUAUCAGUUUAGAGGCAAGUGGAGAUUCAGUAGCUCCUGAGAGGAAAGUUCUUUCACAACAGAACCAGGAGACGGAAUGUGCCACAGUUAGCGAGCUGCACUCAUCGUAUGUAUGUGCUAUAUCUGGGAAUUUU
Penaeus monodon (black tiger shrimp) is the source of this 1456-nucleotide messenger RNA. RefSeq lists its product as uncharacterized. The annotation marks the transcript as partial. The transcript has 2 exons. Lineage: Eukaryota; Metazoa; Arthropoda; Malacostraca; Decapoda; Penaeidae. The record is from RefSeq and is a predicted model, not a curated record.